Messenger RNA from Drosophila willistoni, 1344 nucleotides. RefSeq lists its product as uncharacterized. Lineage: Eukaryota; Metazoa; Arthropoda; Insecta; Diptera; Drosophilidae. Bases 129 to 1172 code for a protein of 347 amino acids. The transcript has 3 exons. Gene Ontology annotation, cellular component: membrane. The record is from RefSeq and is a predicted model, not a curated record.
UUCUGCUCCGUUGACCGGGAAAACAUUUGAAUGAAGUGGGGGACCAAUGGCCCAAAGUUUUGUUUUUUAAGCCAACAAGUAGGCAGGCGCAGCUUGGCACCUCGCCUGGGAUUUGAAAACUAUGUGGCAUGGUUUUGAUAGUUUCUGGCUGUUAUCUCUAUGCCGAUAACAAACGCAUUUUGCUCUCGCGCUUAUUAGCUGCUCCCAGUGACCGAUUGAAUGCACUGCCUCAACCGUUGCUCUAUUAUAUAGCUUUGGGAUUGGCCAUAGCAGGAUUUGUGGCCGUUUUGGCCUCGGUGGUUGGCUUUUGGGCCAGUUGCCUGCAUACGUAUUGCUUCCUAAGCAUCUAUUUUUUGAGUGUUGUGAUCCUGCUGCUGGCCGAAUCGGUCAUCUGUCUGGCCAUCACUUUGUGGCCCCAUUGCCUGGGCAUUAGCCUGGACGAGAAGCAAAUGGUAAAGGCUCUGCAGGGUAAUUAUGGUGUGCCUGGCCAGGAGCAGUUUACCAAUGCCAUGGAUUUGGCCCAAUCACGUUUUGGCUGCUGUGGCAUGAGAAGCUCCCUGGACUACGACACCUCCAUGUGGAGUCUGCAGAGCUAUGGUCAAAGGAAUUGGCCAGUGCCCCUCAGUUGUUGUGUCCUGGAGAAUGCAGUCGAGCCAUUGGCUUACCUAGAUCCAAAGCCAGUCAAUGAAACCCAAUGUCAAGCUCUGGAACGAUCUUCCUAUGAAAGGGAACGAUACACGGAUUCUUGUUUGCCCCAUUUGGACGGUUGGUAUCGCGAGCAAUAUGGUGUGUUCCUGGCUGCCAGCCUAAUCAUGGCUCUGGUGGAGUUCUCUGUGUUAUUGGGCAUUAUUUUAAGCUGCACUGGUUUGGCUUCCCAGAGAGCCCGCCUCGCGGAUGGAGCAGCAGGUGUUCCCAAGCGGCGACGUUCCCCACAAAAAGUAAAGUCACGUCAGGCUCUGGUGGAGAAUAUCUAUGAGCCUGAGGUUCAGCUAAGGACCAACAAUGGCGGACUAAUGUGCAUUGGUGGUAACGGUGCCAGCAGGCAUGUGAGCAGUGAGGAUUUCAAAGAGCUCUAUGUCCAACCCCGGGAUCUUUAUAAGCAGCGACAUAAUACCACAUUCAAGCCAAUAGCCAGCGAUUAUCAGAUACCCACGCGAACCUAUUUGGUUUAACUAAAAAUGGCCACACCAAAGUAUUAAAUUUUGCUUCACAUUUAAAAAAUAAUUAACUUAAUUGUAAGUAUUUUAGCAAGUAUUCACAGUGAUUCAAACUUAAGUUAAAAAACGAAUAAACUAAGCGAAAAAAAUAUUGUACAAACAAAAUAAAAAACACAAUCAAUAUAAA